AUGAAUACCGAGAACGGUACCACUGGAAUUUACCCUGAUAUCCAUAAGGAGACACCAAAGUCGCCUUCGAAAACCAUCAUGGAUCACGGUCCGGAAGACCUAGCCCUUCUGGUGAAGGCAGCUGACUUUGCAGCCAGACGGCAUCGUCAUCAGAAAAGGAAAGAUCAUGCUGGCACACCGUACAUUAAUCAUCCUAUUGGCGUCGCUUACAUCUUGACAAACGAAGCAAAAGUGUUUGACGUAAUCACUUUGGUUGCUGCGAUACUUCAUGACACUGUUGAAGACACGAAGACGACUUUAGAAGAAGUUCGAGAACAUUUUGGACAAGAGGUACGGUUUCUGGUGCACGAUAUUGUCAAGGAGUGCACUGAUGACAAGUCGCUACCCAGUGAAACGAGGAAAAGAAUGCAGGUGGAAAAUGCACCCCACCACUCACACAAAGAAAUCGUGCAUUUGGCCGAUAAACUCUACAAUUUGCGCGAUUUAGAGCGCGGAACACCAUUGGGUUGGGAUCGAAGAAGAGUUCGCGAGUAUUUCAAGUGGUCUAAAGAGGUGGUUUCUGGUCUCAAGGGAACGAAUGAAAACCUGGAAAUACUACUUGACGACGUAAUCAAUAGAAAUCUCAAGUAG
Messenger RNA from Angiostrongylus costaricensis, 630 nucleotides. The record is from the annotation of a GenBank genome assembly. NCBI's taxonomy places the organism in Eukaryota, Metazoa, Nematoda, Chromadorea, Rhabditida, Metastrongylidae.